Molecule: messenger RNA, 1085 nt
Organism: Lymnaea stagnalis (great pond snail)
Lineage: Eukaryota; Metazoa; Mollusca; Gastropoda; Lymnaeidae
Source: the annotation of a GenBank genome assembly
GCUUAGGAAGUGGUGAUCGCAAUACAAAAACAUCAGCCAACUGUAACACACCCCAAGAAGAGGCCACAUUAUGUCCCCUGACUGCUGCCGAGUUCACAAACGCUGAAGGAGAAGUAAUUAAACUCAAGAAAAACUGUGACGUAAACUCGCUGGAAAUUCUCAAUGCAUCUUCGGACAGAUGUCCAAAACGUCAAGGCCAGGUUUCGGUCAAGGAUACCGACAGCCCCCUUGAGACCUUGUCUGCCUCUGGCAUGAGCUUUGGCGAUAGUGUGCUUGUCCCUUCCGAGUCGAUGAGUGGGGAGAAAGUUCACCAGUCCAAGAGUUCAGGCGCUGCUAAGACCGCGGGCCCCAGUUCCAGCUUACCCAACAUCGGAGCUGUGCCUUUGGCCAAGCUCUGCCUGUUUGGGAGGCUGGACAGCAAGCCUGUGUCCGAGACCCCAUCUCAGACGUCGAGCACGGACAAUUUAAACGACACAUUCCAAGUGCUCAAGCCUGCACUGCUCAACACUCCUUGUAUUGACAGCUCUCAGAGAAGCAAACUGGAAAGUCAGACGGUGCUGAGACCUCUCCCUCUUCCCCAUCAGCGACCACCUUACGAGCUGAACAAACAAAAAUUUCAACCUAACGAAAAAUUGGCCCUUGCUCAAAAGCCAGACGUACAAACUGAAGAUGUGGGAAAUAAACUACAAGGGGUCAAGGACAACAAAAUGGAGGGAAGUUCUGCUCUAAGCCCCGUGUCUAGGCUCCCUAUCAAAUCCUGCGGCUCCACCUACUCCUCCAUCCCAUGGAUUCCCAGGGGGAAUGAAAGAGACGACAAGUCCAGGAGAGUUUCAAUGGAGAUCAACACCAGGCAGGGUCAGAAUAAACCCAAAAGUGCUUUCUCAGGACAGGUGACUAACAGGACGGGAUGCAUAUCUCCACUGAGUGCCACCAGGCAGUCCCCGACAACAUCCAGCCUCAACAACAUCAACACCUUAAAGUCAUCUUUCUUAGACCCACCAAGUGUUAGAGAGAAGUCCAGGCCCUUGACGUCUGCGUGCUGCAUCAAUGCCAAUAACGUCCAUUCGCUGAGCAGUAGUAAGUAA